GACAAGAAACAUUAGUUGAUUAUAAAGCUUUUUGUUAGGAGCAUAUUUUUUCCCCUUAUUUGAUGGACAAGAAACAUUAGUUGAUUUGAAAAGUUUUUGCUAGAGUAUAUUUUUUCCUUCUUGUUUGUUGGUCAAGAAACAUUUGAUUUAAAAAGUUGUUGUUAGAGCAUAUUUCUGAAACCACAAGAAAGCAAAUAUGACUUCCACUCCAUCCAUCCUUUUAACCGUCUUACUGGUUUCACUUCUCACUCCUUCCUCCGCCACAAAGCGCCACGUCAUCGACUUCCGAUCACCAGGCCUCUACCCGGAGGGACUAACCUGGGAUCCAUCGGGCCAGCACUUCGUAGUUGGUUCUCUCCACAGCCGCACAAUCCACUCCGUCUCCGACGCCGGCGUCGUACAAACAAUAAUCUCCGAUCCUUAUCUACCGGAAAAAGCUACAAUCCUCGGCCUCGCCGUUGACUCCGGUAACCGCCGUCUCCUCGCCGGAAUCCAUUGCGCGCCGCCUCUCCUUCCUUGCAGUACCCUAGCGGCCUACGAUCUCCGCAGCGGCGGCCGUCGAAUCUUCCUAUCUUCUCUACCGUCUCUCGACAGCGAAGACACCGUCCGGGACAUCGCGAAUGACGUGGCGGUGGAUUACGAGGGAAACGCUUACGUCACCAACUCAGCCAAAAACUUCAUCUGGAAAGUGGACCGUGACGGCGUAGCAUCGGUCUUCUCCACAUCGCCGUUGUUUAGCUCGCAGCCGGUGGCGGCAGACGCGGACGCUAGCUUCCGCGAUUGCGGCUUGAACGGGAUCGUGUACAACAGCAAAGGUUACCUCUUGGUGGUGCAGAGCAACACAGGGAAGAUGUUUAAGGUCGACGAAGAGACCGGGACGGCAAGGCUUGUGUUGCUGAAUAGAGAUUUGGUUGCGGCGGAUGGGAUGGCGAGGAGGCGGAGAGACGGGACGGUUGUGGUGGUGUCGCAGAAGAAGCUUUGGUUUCUUAAGAGCCAGGAUAGCUGGGGUGAAGGAGUGGUUUAUGACGAAGUUGAACUCGACGUGGAGGGGUUCGCGACGGCGGUGACGGUGGCGGGGGAGGAUAGGGUGUAUGUGUUGUAUGGGAGAGUGAUGGAGGGUAUUAUGGGAAGUUAUAAAGAUGGAGAAGCGAGGGAGUGGUUUGAGAUAGAAGAGGUUUUGUCGGAGAAAGAAGGUGGGUAUGAUAAGGUUUGGGUUUAUGUGUUGGUCGGACUUGGUUUCACUUACUUUUGUUUCUGGAGGUUUCAGAUGAAGAAGCUCAUCACCAACAUGGACAAGAAGAUCACUUAAAAAGCUUUUUUUUUAUUCCUCUUGAUAUUCCGUGUUUUUAACGGUUUUAAACUCGUUUUGGAGCAAUUAAAUGGUCGGUUUUAAUUAAUGUUUUGCUCUAUUUGAUGCGUUUUGGUGUUCUUAAGUGUAAUAUGCAGGUUACUAGAUAGCUUGCAAGAAAAGAACGCAUUCGGGAUUUAUUCAGAAGCAAGAUGGACCGAACAAUGGACCGAAUGAGAAGUAUUGAUCGCACAGGACAUAGAUCGACCGAUCCAUUGUCUCUGGAUCGACCGAUCCAGAGCUAAGAAGAAAAGCCGUGAAUUGUAGCGACAUGCGUAGCGACCAGAACUUGUCGCUACGGUUUCAUGCACUAGAUCGACCGAUCCGACCACUGAGGAUCGACCGAUCCCACGCUCUAUGGGCUCCACACGCACCAAUGAGCUUUUCACUCCUUUUUACCCACUCCCCUCAAUAAGGGACGAAAGAAAGGGACUUUUGGGACUCAAAAAAAGAUUAGAGACGACCAAGGAGGAGAUUUACAAGUUCUUGAGAGAGAUUUGAGAGUUUUGUAACUUGUUUUGUGUGAUUUGUGAAGAUUUGUAAAGGAGUUCAUCUCAAAACCAU
Molecule: messenger RNA, 1912 nt
Organism: Brassica napus (rape)
Lineage: Eukaryota; Viridiplantae; Streptophyta; Magnoliopsida; Brassicales; Brassicaceae
Exons: 1
Coding region: 197-1309 (370 amino acids)
Cellular component (GO): endoplasmic reticulum
Source: RefSeq, a predicted model, not a curated record